Molecule: messenger RNA, 2966 nt
Organism: Plasmodium vivax (malaria parasite P. vivax)
Lineage: Eukaryota; Apicomplexa; Aconoidasida; Haemosporida; Plasmodiidae
Product: N-ethylmaleimide sensitive fusion protein, putative
Exons: 1
Coding region: 339-2696 (785 amino acids)
Biological process (GO): intra-Golgi vesicle-mediated transport; SNARE complex disassembly; Golgi to plasma membrane protein transport
Cellular component (GO): Golgi stack
Molecular function (GO): ATP binding; ATP hydrolysis activity
Source: RefSeq, a predicted model, not a curated record
CCCGUUCGGUUGUUUAGCAGGGCGGGCUUACACUGUCGAGGCGAACGGAAGAGAUUCCCCAAAGGUAGGAGAAAGCCAUAUAGUACUUCCCCUCCUGAGAAGAUACCCACCAGGUAGCGCCCUCACAUGGGUAUCUACGCAGAGGAAGCGCAACGACUGAGGUGACUGAGAAGUUUUUAUAAAAAACACACUUCUGUGAACCGUUGGCGAUUGUUCUCAGCUGAGAAGAAGCAGCAGCAGCAGAAGAGAUAAGCCACAGUGCAGCUGAAGGGGAAAAAAAGAACCACAACGUACAGGGACCUACCCAGUAAAGCACAUCUAUCCGUAGUUGCACCAAAAUGACGACUGCGAACCUGCACUGCUGCAAACUGCAGUCGCAGGAGCUGGCGCUGACCAACUACGGCUUCAUCAACUCGAGCUUGUACAGCAGCCUGAAGAGGAGCUCCAAGAGCAGCGAGCUAUACGCAGAAGUAGCGAACACAGUUUUGAUCCUAAAGGGGGAUGGAAAUAUUGGGAAGGACGAAAUAGCGUUGAAUACGUGUCAGAGGGAGUUCUCAAGGAUCCAGCUGAAGGAAGCUGUGCAGUUGAAUAUCCUCGAUAAGGAAAGCAAAAGAGACCUCAUCCAUUUCAUCCCAAUUGAUAGCAUCGAUGUGGAGCUUACCCUUUUUGUGAAACCCGAUCGGUUGAUCGAAAUGGAGGACGAUAUUUUGGAGGGGGUUUUCAAAAAGCAGUUCAUCAACCAUGUACUGACGAAGGGGCAGAUACUAGCCCUAAAAUGUGGUGACAUUUUGAUAAAGUGCGUUAUAAAAGAUUUGAAGGCGGCCCAGUUUGACGAAAUGAAGAGGCUAAACAAGGGAAAUGUUAGCGGGCUUGGCAGUAUGGGCAUCCAGAGCAGCGCGAGUUCGUUCUUCAAAUUGGGGAAUAACUCCCCGGUGAGUAGUACCCCUAUGGGUAGACAAAUGGGGGCACACGAGAGGGGCAUUCUGUUCGAAAACACCGAGUGUAUAUUCACCAGCAUUAGUGAUGGGAAGCUAUUUAUUGAAUCUAGGAAGGUGCUAAAAAAGAACAUCAUCAAGAGUAAUUUCAAUUUUGAGGAACUAGGGAUAGGAGCACUUGACGAAGAAUUUAAGACCAUUUUUAGACGCACCUUUGCCAGCAGAAUUUACCCCAACUAUAUAAUUAAGCAGCUGGGGAUUAAGCAUGUGAAGGGACUCAUUUUGUAUGGGCCCCCGGGUACAGGAAAAACAUUAAUAGCUAGACAGAUAGGAAAAACGUUGAAUGCAAGAGAACCCAAAAUUAUUAAUGGCCCAGAAAUAUUAAAUAAAUAUGUAGGGCAGUCCGAGGAAAACAUUAGGAAUUUAUUUAAAGAUGCAGAGCAGGAGUACAAGCAGAGUGGAGAGAACUCACAACUACACAUCAUCAUUUUAGACGAAAUCGAUGCUAUAUGUCGACAGAGAGGUAGUGCUGCUUCAAGUGGGACGGGUGUAAAUGACAGCAUUGUGAAUCAGCUGCUGUCCAAAAUUGACGGUGUUAACAGCUUGAAUAAUAUACUACUGAUCGGGAUGACCAACCGAAUUGACCUAAUCGAUGACGCUCUGUUGAGACCCGGGAGAUUCGAACUGCACAUCGAGAUUUCUCUCCCCAAUAAGGAGGGGAGGAUCCAAAUUCUGAACAUUCACACGAAGAGCAUGCGAAAGAGUAAUAAGCUAAGUGCAGAUGUAAACAUCGUAGAGUUGGCCGAAAAAACCCCAAACUUUUCUGGGGCUGAAAUUGAAGGGCUAGUGAGAAACACCGUGUCGUACGCUUUCGAGAGGCACAUCAAUUUUAACGAUUUAACCAAACCGAUCAACGCGGAUGAUAUUAUGAUAACGCAGAAAGAUUUUGAUAAGGCCCUGAAGGAGACCAAGCCAGCGUUUGGAGCGGAAGAAGACGUCAUCGACGGGUUGCUCUCCAAUGGGAUCAUCAAUUAUGGGGAGCAAUACCAAAAUAUUGAAAACACAUGCAAAUUGCUAAUUAAACAAAUUGUAGAAAAUUCAAACACAAAUUUGUUGAGUGUUCUUCUCUAUGGAGAAAACGGCACAGGGAAAACCACCAUUGCCGCUUACCUUGCCAAGAGCGCUAGUUUUCAUUUCACAAAAUUUAUCACCCCGGAAAAUCUAAUUGGGUACUCUGAAAUUAGUAGGAUAAAUUACAUAAAUAAGAUUUUCGAAGACGCGUAUAAAACUCCCCUUUCGCUAGUCAUUUUGGAUAACAUAGAGAGGCUCAUCGAUUACACACGCAUUGGGCCUCGAUUUAGCAACCCAGUCCUGCAAGCAAUCAUGGUUUUAAUAAAAAAGAAACCCAAAAGGGAGAAUCAGAAAAUUUUAAUCAUAUGCACCACGUCGGAGUAUCAAUUUAUGAAGGAUGUCGGGUUGAUUAAAAACUUUUUUGUGAAUAUAGAAGUGCCCUUGUUACAUUGUUCCUCCUCAAUUAGGAACGUUUUGCAGAACCGGAAUGAAAGUUGUCGCGACUUCCCCGAACGAGAGAUAGAGCAAGUGCUCGCGGCAAACGUGAUCAAAAGUAUCGCCAUUAAGAACUUGCUCAUGGUCAUCGAUAUGGCGUCGGAGGCGUCCGUCGACGGCAGCAUCACGAGCGAGGUCUUCCUGAAGACGUUUAACGACUGCGGGAUUGGUUUCGACGAGGAGGCGUUCUAUUGAGGGGGCUGUGCGGAGCGCAGGCCGGCACGUUGUUGAGUGGGGACUCUCUGCUUUGCGUUUCCCCCCUCCGUUGCGUUAUAACUUGUAUGGAGUUUUUUUCCCCUUCAAUUUGACCGCCCUGCUUCCCCAUUGGGGCGAUUUCUCUCUGCCAAUUUUGCGCAUGGGGGAAACGCCUACACAUCGCGCGUAUUUGUUAGUCGUCUUCUUUUUUUUUCUCAUAAAAAUUGGACACAUUUUAAUUAACGAAAAGGGGUCAGUAUCACGGAGGUG